This is a messenger RNA of Parasteatoda tepidariorum (common house spider), 924 nucleotides long. It is a transcript of the gene EMC3, whose product is annotated as ER membrane protein complex subunit 3. NCBI's taxonomy places the organism in Eukaryota, Metazoa, Arthropoda, Arachnida, Araneae, Theridiidae. Gene Ontology annotation, cellular component: membrane; EMC complex. Gene Ontology annotation, biological process: protein folding in endoplasmic reticulum. The record is from RefSeq and is a predicted model, not a curated record.
UUUUUCAUUUUUUUUUUGUCUGCUGUUUGUCAAGCCUCAUCUAUCGGUUUAGUUAGUGGGAUUAGAGAGUUAUAAGCUUUGAUAAAGAGCAUGUCGCUCGGUUUCUCUUUCUACAAUCAACAAUCGCACUGUUUCGUAAACUGUAAACAGCAAUUUAAAUUUUGUUUUUCCUGGUUUUAUACAAAUAACAAUUAGUUUAAAUGUCUGAACUCUUGUUAGAUCCCGACAUUCGCUUAUGGGUUUUCCUUCCCAUUGUUAUUAUUACUUUCCUUUUCGGUAUAGUUCGCCAUUAUAUAUCGAUAUUGUUAACAUCUCCUAAAAAAGUUGAACUUCUCCAAGUACAAGAUAGCCAAGCGAUAAUUCGGAGCAGGCUACUUAGGGAAAAUGGAAAAUACAUUCCGAGACAGGCUUUCCUGAUGCGCAAACAUUAUUUUAAUAAUGAAGAUCUGGGUUACUUCAAGACUCAAAAGCGUAACCCCCCUGCCCAAAACCCAAUGACUGAUCCUAGUAUGAUGACGGAUAUGGUGAAAGGAAACUUCACAAAUGUUCUGCCCAUGAUUAUAAUUGGAGGGUGGAUCAACUGGACAUUUUCUGGAUUUGUAACAACCAAAGUUCCUUUUCCUCUGACGUUACGAUUCAAGCCCAUGUUGCAGAGAGGUAUAGAAUUGCUGUCACUCGAUGCUUCCUGGGUGAGUUCAGCAUCUUGGUACUUCUUGAAUGUCUUUGGUCUUAGAAGCAUUUAUGCCUUAGUCUUGGGGGAGAAUAAUGCUGCUGAUCAAACUCGUGCAAUGCAAGACCAGAUGUCUGCUCCAGCAAUGGCUAUGCCUCCCGAUCCAAAACAGGCCUUCAAGGUAAGUUUUACAUUUAACCUUUGACUUCUUUUGAACAACUAUAAAUUUUAAUCACAAUCCUAACAUUUUUAUA